Messenger RNA from Drosophila persimilis, 3225 nucleotides. It is a transcript of the gene sNPF-R, whose product is annotated as neuropeptide Y receptor type 6. Gene Ontology annotation, cellular component: neuron projection; plasma membrane. The transcript is spliced from 3 exons. The coding region runs from base 223 to 1977 and encodes 584 amino acids. Gene Ontology annotation, molecular function: neuropeptide Y receptor activity; neuropeptide binding. Lineage: Eukaryota; Metazoa; Arthropoda; Insecta; Diptera; Drosophilidae. The record is from RefSeq and is a predicted model, not a curated record. Gene Ontology annotation, biological process: G protein-coupled receptor signaling pathway.
AAUUAGCAAUGAGCGAAGUAGCGAAGUAAAUUUGCUGAACAACAACGUAGGGAGAUCAAAAUAGACGGAGACGGAAAUGGCCGCUUAAGUGGCGCACAUCCGGCGAAGCCCAUUCCCAACCGGAAGACGAGUACCCACCGAGUAGGAGAGCACAGAUAGGACAGCUCCUCUGACUCUGACCCAGCACUCAACCCAUUAGCCAGACCAAACAGAGUCCACAAGAUGGCCAUCCUGAGCUGGCUGGCCACGACCACCACCACGCAGCUGCCGCUAGCGACGACCACCAACUGGAGCCUGACCACGGCCGCGACGACAGCAGCGGCGGCCGCAGAGGCGGCCCAAAUAGAGGUAGACAAGUCGGGGGGCGUCAUCCACAAUCAGUUCGUGCAGAUUUUCUUCUACAUGCUGUACGCCACCGUCUUUGUCCUGGGAGUGUUCGGGAAUGUCCUGGUCUGUUAUGUGGUGCUGAGGAACCGGGCGAUGCAAACUGUCACCAACAUAUUCAUUACGAACCUGGCCCUGUCCGAUAUCCUUCUGUGCGUCCUGGGCGUGCCCUUUACGCCGCUGUACACGUUCAUGGGCCGCUGGGCCUUCGGGCGAACGCUCUGUCACCUGGUGUCCUUCGCGCAGGGCUGCAGCAUCUACAUAUCCACGCUGACUCUCACUUCCAUAGCCAUCGAUCGGUACUUCGUGAUCAUCUAUCCAUUCCACCCGCGCAUGAAGCUCUCCACCUGCAUCGGGAUCAUUGUGAGCAUCUGGGUGAUUGCACUGCUGGCCACGGUGCCCUAUGGCAUGUACGUGAAGAUGACUAACGAGGUGAUUAACGGCACCCAGAUGAGCGGGAACGACACCAGUGUGGAUGCGGCCAUGAUGUUCAAUGCGAGCUACGAUGUGACAGGGUUCAUUGAGGCGCCCGACGCAACCUCCGCCGCCCAAGCCUACAUGCAGGUGAUGACCUCGGGGGUGAGCACGGACCUGUCCUACACCCGGAUGGUCUGCGAGGAGAACUGGCCGUCGGAGGAGUAUCGCAAGGUGUUCGGGGCCAUCACCACCACGCUGCAGUUCGUGCUGCCGUUCUUCAUCAUCUCCAUCUGCUACGUGUGGAUCUCGGUGAAGCUGAACCAGCGGGCCAGGGCCAAGCCGGGCUCCAAGUCCUCGAGAAGGGAGGAGGCGGAUCGGGAUCGCAAGAAGCGAACCAACCGAAUGCUUAUCGCCAUGGUGGCUGUGUUCGGUCUCAGCUGGCUGCCCAUCAAUCUGGUCAACAUAUUCGACGACUUUGACGUCAAGUCCAACGAGUGGAGGUUCUACAUACUGUUCUUCUUCGUGGCCCACUCCAUUGCCAUGAGCUCGACCUGCUACAAUCCCUUCCUCUACGCCUGGCUCAACGAGAAUUUCCGCAAGGAGUUCAAGCACGUCCUGCCCUGCUUCAAUCCCUCCAACAACAACAUCAUCAACAUCACCCGCGGCUAUAACCGCAGCGAUCGCAACACCUGCGGCCCCCGUCUCCAUCAUGGCAACGGCGAGGGCGGGAUCGGCGGCAGUCGCGAUGCGGAGGAUCAGGACGACAACGGCAUCACCCAGGAGACCUGCCUGCCCAAGGAAAAGCUCCUGAUUAUACCUCGCGAGCCCACAUAUGGCAAUGGCACGGGUGCAGUGUCGCCCAUUCUCAGUGGACGCAGCAUCAACGCCGCCCUCGUCCAUGGCGGGGAGCACCACCAGCAGCAUCUCCAGCAGCCGCAGCAGGUGGAGCUGAUGAGGCGCGUCCGUCGGCGCACCGACGAGGAUGGAGACUACAUUGACUCUGGCGACGAGCAGACGGUGGAAGUGCGCUUCAGCGAGACGCCAUUCGUUAGCUCCGACAAUACCACGGGCAUCAGUAUCCUCGAGACGAGCGCGACCAGCUGCCGGGAGUCGGAUGUGAUGGUCGAGUUGGCCGAAGGAGGUGGAGGAGGAGAAAUCGGUACAAGAAUUAACUGAGAUAGGAUUUUCGAAACGCAUUUCUAGGCAUUUUCACGGAUGGAUUUUCAUUGAAUUGUGCUGGCAAUUCAAGCCAAAAAUAUGCAGGGAUUUGGCGGCUGAAUGCUGGAGAGUCCUAUUGUAAGUCAAACUCACGAAAUAAGAAGAAGAAAAGGAAGAAAAUGUGGAAAGAAAUGCUGAUAAAUGCCAAAUCAAGUGACAACGAUGCGUAAAAAGUGGGAAGGGAGGAUGGUCUAGCAAUUGGCUGAAACAGCUACACAAGUCGUUGAUAUAAAAUAUGUAUACAUAUGUUAAUGGGAGUGUGUGUGUGGUGGGUGUGUGGUUACGGAUGCAUGGAUGUGUGGGUGUGACUGGUCCUGGAGGCAGUGCUCGUUCUUUAUUCAGCUAUUUCUGCCGUUUUAUAUUGUGUUUUUUGGCCAUUCAAGUCGCGGGAAUUGCCGCGCCAUUUCGCCUAUAUAUGUCGUAUACUAGUCCUCGUACAAUGCCUUGAAGGAAGGGUGACUCCCAUCCGCAAUUCCCCCGAACGUUUGCUUUGGUCGGAUUCAAUUUGUACCUAACAAUUGUCGAACAUUUGUCGUUGUGGUCUUGGCAUUCGCCAGACGCAGGGAAUUAAAUUUCCUGUGCCGAUGUGCCAGUUUUUGGCUCAAUUGUGUGGAAAUAUGUCAACUUAAGCCCCUGCCCCUUCUUACCAGCUUUUGAUGGACCCGCAGCCUCAACAAUGGCAGCUGGAAAACCAGCUACGAAAAUAAUUUGCUCGACUUUUGAAGAGCGAAACAUUUCAACGGCUGAUGGAGCACAGCAAUGGAGCCAGAAAGCGGACGAGAAUACAUACAGAGAAACAUAUGUAAGCUGACAUUGAUGAGAUUUGGUCGGGCCAAAGCCAACCGAGCCAACUCGGAGAAUAUACUCGUAUUGAAGCUGGCUGACAGCUGGUUGCGGAUUCGCCUUCAGGCAUUGAAUCGAUAUUUAAUCUAAAAUUGUUUCCGACCAUGAAAUGGAGUUUAUUAAUGCCACAUCCGGCCUUGGACUGAAGCCUUUUAUAACUUUAAACUAUAAUUCUCUAUGCAGUGUUUUGUGCAUCCUCUAUUAUCGAUGCCUGUUUUUGUUCUCCAAGUUUCCCAUUCAAGUUUCCCCUGGAUGCUUGUUUUUCUUUCGGGGCCUGUCAUUUAUAGCCAAUAGUUGGGUGUGUGGUGUGUGUCUUUAUUUAAAUAAUUAACUCGGACUGCAGGCAGUCUUGCGCAUAAAAGU